CGCGGACAAUACCGGCGGCGGCUCGGCCUCCAUCGGCUCCGCUCGGCCCCGAUCGGCUCCGCUCGGCUCCACCCCGACUGGCCCCGCCCCGACUCGGCCUCGCUCGGCUUCACUCGGCCUCUCUCGGCCCUGCCCGGCCCGGCCGCGCUCGGCUCGGCUCGGCCCCGCUCGGCUCGGCCCGGCCCGGCCCAGCUCCGCUUUGCUCGGCCCGGCCCGGCUCGGCUCCGCUCGCCUCAACUCGGCCCCGCUUAGCGCGGCCCGGCCCGGCCGGCACCAUGCUGGCGCUUUUCAACAAGCUGCUGGACUGGUUCCGGGCGCUGUUCUGGAAGGAGGAGAUGGAGCUGACCCUGGUGGGGCUGCAGUACUCGGGCAAGACCACCUUCGUCAACGUUAUCGCGUCAGGACAGUUCAAUGAGGACAUGAUCCCAACAGUGGGCUUCAACAUGAGGAAGAUCACCAAAGGAAAUGUCACCAUAAAGCUCUGGGACAUCGGGGGACAGCCGCGGUUCCGCAGCAUGUGGGAGCGAUACUGCCGUGGAGUGAGUGCCAUUGUGUACAUGGUGGAUGCUGCUGACCAGGAGAAGAUCGAGGCCUCUAAGAACGAGCUGCACAACCUGCUGGACAAGCCCCAGCUGCAGGGCAUCCCGGUCCUGGUCCUGGGGAACAAGAGGGACCUGCCCGGUGCCUUGGAUGAGAAGGAGCUCAUUGAGAAGAUGAACCUCUCUGCCAUCCAGGACCGAGAGAUCUGUUGCUAUUCCAUCUCCUGCAAAGAAAAGGACAACAUUGACAUCACCCUACAGUGGCUUAUCCAGCACUCGAAGUCCAGGCGGAGCUGAGGGCCCUGGCUGGAUGGAAGCUGCCAUUGUCCCAGCCCAUCCUCUCCCUCCUGCUCUGUACCUCCAGCUCUCUCUCUCGAUGGGUAUUUUUAGGGGACCCCAGGCUCUGCUGACAUUGGGGCAGAGUCCUUGUUUUUAUUGUAAAGAAGAUGUCUGACUGCCCUCCUGUCCCCUGUCCUCUCCUGCCCUCUCUUCCUCCAUUUUGGCACUGUUCUGUUGUUGUCUGUGUAUACAGUAUAUAUAUAUGUAUAUAUAUUUUAAUUUUUUAAUUUAAGGGAUAGUGCUGUUAUUAAAUUGGGCCCUGUGAGCAGUAGGAAAGCUGGGGCUCCCCAAGGCCAGCCAGGGGUCAGCAUUGGGAGGAGGAGGAGGAGGAGGAGGAGGAGGGUGGUAGCAGAAGGCAGCCCUUGGGGAUGGGGCUGUGCCAGCUGCAGGCUGGUCCCUGGGGCUCCCCUUUCCCUUCUCUGGGUGUCCUGCUGCUGCCUCCAGGCAAGGACCACCCUGGGGGUGUUGGGGGUGCCCACCUUGCCCCGCCUGCCUCGGGUUUGGGGUUGGGGGGAUGUGUCAAUGCCACCUGCAGGCUCCUCACCCCUCUGGGGGACAGGGAUUGGCCACAAGCCACUGCCAUCAGCCUCCCCCGGCUGCCUCCACUUCCCCAGGCCUUCUUUGGGGUCCAGGGCCACUUGUCCCCCUGCCCCACAUGUCCCCUGCUCUUAUGCCUGGCCAAAUCCUGCCCAGUGCCCAGCCUGGCUGCUGGGGGAUGAUCUGGGGCACUGGUGCCAGUGCUGGGGGCCCAGCAGUGCCAGCAGCCCCUGGGGGAGCUGGGGCUGGCACCUGCAGCCCACCUGUCCCCUGUAACCUCCCAGGGGAGCUGAGCUGGCUCCCCACGUGCCAAGGGGCAUCACCUGUGCCCAGCUGGGGCUGCUGGCUCUGCCCUGGCCAGGCACAUCCCUUGGGAUGCCAGGGAGGGAGGGAGGGACACGUGGAGGCACCUGGAGAGAUGUUCAGAAAUAUCUGUGCACCCUCAGUGCUGCUCACAGACCCAGGGGUGUGCUCUGUGCCUGCUCCCCAUGCCCCAUUCCCCAUUCCCUGCUCCCCAUGCCCCAUUCCCCAUGUUUGCUCCACAUUCCUACUCCCUGUGCUCUGCUGUUUGUGCCUGCUCCCCAUUCCCUGCUCCCU
Zonotrichia leucophrys gambelii is the source of this 2012-nucleotide messenger RNA. RefSeq names its product ADP ribosylation factor like GTPase 8A (gene ARL8A). Gene Ontology annotation, cellular component: lysosomal membrane. Bases 276 to 836 code for a protein of 186 amino acids. Lineage: Eukaryota; Metazoa; Chordata; Aves; Passeriformes; Passerellidae. The record is from RefSeq and is a predicted model, not a curated record. Gene Ontology annotation, biological process: protein transport; anterograde axonal transport. Gene Ontology annotation, molecular function: GTP binding; GTPase activity. The transcript is spliced from 7 exons.